This is a messenger RNA of Nicotiana tabacum (common tobacco), 745 nucleotides long. Its product is annotated as transcription factor ORG2-like. The record is from RefSeq and is a predicted model, not a curated record. Gene Ontology annotation, biological process: regulation of transcription by RNA polymerase II. Gene Ontology annotation, molecular function: DNA-binding transcription factor activity, RNA polymerase II-specific; protein dimerization activity; RNA polymerase II transcription regulatory region sequence-specific DNA binding. Gene Ontology annotation, cellular component: RNA polymerase II transcription regulator complex. NCBI's taxonomy places the organism in Eukaryota, Viridiplantae, Streptophyta, Magnoliopsida, Solanales, Solanaceae.
GCUAGCUUUUUCCUCUUCUAUUUUUCCAAACAUGAGUAGUGAAUGGUCCUUUGAAGAAGCACAAAACUAUGAUCAGCAGAAUAAUAAUAUUCUACAAAAUGAGAUUACUAACGACUUGUUUGAAGGUUUACCUAUUGAUCAUAAUUCUCCUUCAUCUUAUCAGCAACAAUAUUCCAAAGAAAAAAGCUUUGAUAAUUCAUUAAUGGCGAAGAAGCUAAGCCAUAACGCAAGCGAACGUAAUCGACGGAAGAAGAUGAAUUUCCUUUAUUCCACUCUUCGUUCUCUGAUUCCUCCUGCUAAUCUAAAAAAGAAAAAGCUAAGCUUUCCAGCAACAGUAUCUUAUGUGCAACAAUACAUACCAGAGCUGAAGAAGGAAAUUGAGAGGCUAAGUCAAACAAAGGAUUUGCUUUUAUCAAACAAAGCUGGUUCAUCAGUCCAGUCUAAUAAUAUUAAUCAGAGAAAUACAACUUCUUCUGCAUCUAUUUCUGCAAGUCCACUAUGUAAUGGGCAGGUUUUGGUACAGAUUUCUACAACUCUGACAAGUUUUCCAAUUUCACAAGUAUUCCAAACUUUAGAGGAAGAUGGGAUUCUUUUGCUAAAUGCAACGUCCUUUAAAUCUUCUGGUGAAAAGAUUUUUCACAACUUGCACUUUCAGAUGCAAGGGACAGUUGGAAUGGAGAUUCAGAGUCUGAAGACAAAACUUUUAGUAAUGUAUGAAGAAAAUCAAAAUCGUAUUUUAACUUGA